Messenger RNA from Setaria italica (foxtail millet), 763 nucleotides. Its product is annotated as vegetative cell wall protein gp1-like. The transcript has a single exon. NCBI's taxonomy places the organism in Eukaryota, Viridiplantae, Streptophyta, Magnoliopsida, Poales, Poaceae. The record is from RefSeq and is a predicted model, not a curated record. The coding region runs from base 99 to 569 and encodes 156 amino acids.
CAUCAGGAGCUUCGCAGAAUCACAAGUAACACCAAAGAUCAACACAUUUAUAGUAGCCCCCUGCAACUGCAAGGAGAAAGUUUCCUGAUUCGCUUACCAUGGCUCGUCAUGGACCUCUUCUCGUUCUGCUGCUAGCCUUGACAGCCCUCAAUAACAGCUUCGCAGCUCGCCAUCUUUUGGACACAGAAGCUGCGCCAGAGGCCGCACCAGCUCAGCCAUCCACACCAGCAGUUCCAACCACACUGCCCCCAGUGCCUUCCAUACCAGCAGUUCCAACCACACUGCCUCCAGUUCCUUCCAUUCCGCUACCAGCGAUGCCAAAGAUGGCAAUCCCACCAAUUCCAUCCAUUCCCAUUCCAAAGGUCACCCUGCCACCAGCAGCCGCUGGUGCCAUCCCAUCUCUACCAAACAUCCCUGCAGUGCCAGUCACACUGCCACCAAUUCCCUCAAUCCCCACUACCAUGCCAUCGAUUCCAACCACGAUGCCAACAACAAUCCCUACCAUUCCAGGUCUCCAGGUGCCUCCCAUUCCAUUCACCGCCCCACCCCCACAAACCAGCAGCCCUUGAAGUUGGUAGCAGGAGACUUCUAUUUAUUUCUGUUAGUCAGGAAUUUGAUUUGUCAUAUGUGGUCACUAUCAGUAUGUCUGUCAUGUUUGUUCUGCUAUUUGGGUGAUACUGGCUAGCAUUUUGUGUGAUUGUGAAUGCAGCCAGUAGAUUGUACCAUUUUGUCUUCUGUUAAUAAAGUAUUACUCGUUUUGAUA